AUACUCACAGCCUCUACUUACCUUUGUCUCCUGAGUGCUGCGAUUAAAGGAGUGUGCCAUCAUUCCUGGCCCAAUGUUAAAUUUUAAUGCUGUUUAUCAUCUCAAAAGUAUGUAUUUUUCAUGUAGAAUUUCUAUGCCUCCAUUUCCACAUACUACACUUUUUUUUUUGCUUCAAAAUCUUAAUGUGUUUUAACUGGAUUAGAGGACAAUAAACCUCAUUGGAAUUAAAUAGAAACUUGUACUUUAAACUGCUAUAUUGCGACAGUCACUGAACUUCUAUUUGUUUUUCUCUCAGUUACAGGAGCAUGGAAGUGACAACCCGAUUGACAUGGAUAGAAGAAAAGAUACUGGAAAAUCUUCUUGGGAAAGCAUCUUUGACUCUUCUUUAUAAGUCUAGCGUUCAUGGGUCUAGCAUUUUCAGGAUGACUAAGACAUGUUCUCACCAGGGAGCCACCAUGACAGUAGUUCACCUGAAUGAAGAGGUUGUUGGGGUUUUUAUGCUGGAGUGUUUUUCCAGUUUACCUUCUGAAAAGCCACGUACUUGUGUUUGGUUUUCUUUUGAAAGGAAUAAUAGCCCUGGAAUAUCAGCUUUGUUUUUGGACACAGUAGUAACAGUCAGUAAUGAACAGCUGAAAUUUCUCUCACCGUAUGGUUUGUCACUCACUCUGGAUCCAAGCAAAUGCAAACUUCAUCUAAACAAUGCAGUAAUAAAAAUACUAGACCUUAAUGUUAAAAAUAUCUCUCAAUAUUUGGAAUGUGAAAUUUUUCGAGUUGAUGGCAUUAAGAAUGAUCCAGGCUUCAUAAAAAGGCUGGUGACUGCCAAACAGCACCGAAGAAAGCUUGUCUCUGCUCUCAGAGCCUACAGGCCCUAUGAAGACUUGGUCUCAGAAGCUCGUAUUCUCUUAGUGGGCCCAGUAGGUUCUGGAAAGUCCAGCUUUUUCAAUUCAGUGAAGUCUGUUUUCCAAGGCCACCUAGCUCGCCAGGCCAUCGUGGGGUCUGAUGAAAGCAGCAUUACUAAGCAGUACAGAAUAUAUUCUAUUAAAGAUGGAAAAAGUGGGAAAACACUCCCAUUUAUGCUGUGUGAUUCCAUGGGGCUGAGUGAGAGGGAAGAAGCAGGAUUGUGCAUAGACGACAUACCUCACAUCUUAAAGGGCUAUGUACCAGACAGGUACCAGUUCAACCCACAUGCGGCAAUUCAGGCGAAGCGCUUCACGCAUGUCACCUCUCCACCACUCAAGGACAGGAUUCGCUGUGUGGCUUUUGUCUUAGACAGCAACUCUGUCAACACCCUCUCUGAUAAAAUGGUGGCAAAGCUCAAAAAAAUUCAACAAGAUGCAGUAGACUGUGGUAUUGGACAUGUAGCCUUGCUUACAAAUGUGAAUGACUGUGAUAAAGUUCUUGAUGACAAUUUUCUAAACAUGACAGAAUGUGCGACUUCUCAAAGCCAGGUAAAGAAUGUCCAUACCAUGCUAAAUAUUCCUAUAUCUAAUAUCUUGAUGGUCAGAAAUUAUGCUUCAGAGAGAACGUUGGAGCCUAUGAUGGAUAUUCUGAUCUUGACUGCACUCAGGCAGAUGUUGCGGGUUGUGGAUGACGCCUUAGAAGACUUUCCCCUUGAGGACAAUGGUACUUUGGCUCCUCUCUAAAGGCUU
Molecule: messenger RNA, 1649 nt
Organism: Acomys russatus (golden spiny mouse)
Lineage: Eukaryota; Metazoa; Chordata; Mammalia; Rodentia; Muridae
Gene: Ifi44l
Product: interferon induced protein 44 like
Exons: 7
Coding region: 306-1643 (445 amino acids)
Source: RefSeq, a predicted model, not a curated record